AUGUCGGAUUCGACACCAAUUAAACUACCUUCAUCAGCUCCAUUUCCCGUGAUUAUCUCAUCAAUACAAUGCAAAAAGGGCGACACAAUAUCAAAACACGAGACUAUUUUCAAAUACAAGUACUGGGUAUACCAAGAUGAUCCCAAUUCCAAAGAAGAUCCACCAACAAAGAUGCGUGCAGAAUGUAUUGGUACUUUUGAAAGUCCCAUUGAAGGCACGGUUGAAUCGGUAGAUAUACAUCCACAAGACGAAGUGACGCAUAGCGAAGUUGAGAUAUUGCACGUGAAGGAAGCAUGUGCUCAUACUGUGCAGUAUGGUGGAUUAUGUGCGUUAUGUGGCAAGUCACUCGAAGAGGAGCGUGAUUAUUCAGGAUAUGAUUAUGAAGAUCGAGCAACGAUAGCGAUGUCGCACGACAACUCAGGACUAAAGAUAAGUUUCGACGAGGCGGCAAAGAUCGAACAUAGCACCACAGACCGUUUAAAUGAGGAGAAGAAGUUGAUUUUAGUUGUUGAUUUAGACCAGACUGUGAUUCACGCAACUGUUGAUCCAACGGUGGGCGAAUGGCAGCUGGAUCCUUCAAAUCCAAAUUACCCUGCGGUGAAAGAUGUGAAAACUUUCUGUCUUGAAGAGGAUCCAAUUGUGCCUCCAGGAUGGACAGGUCCGAAAUUGGCCCCGACCAAAUGUUGGUAUUAUGUCAAGGUGCGGCCAGGCUUAUCCGAAUUUUUACAAGAUAUGGACACAAAAUAUGAGAUGCACAUAUAUACAAUGGCAACUCGGAAUUAUGCUUUAGCUAUUGCCAAGAUCAUUGACCCUGAGGGAAAGUACUUUGGAGAUCGAAUCUUGAGUCGUGAUGAAAGUGGUUCACUCACACAUAAGAAUUUAAAAAGAUUAUUCCCCGUUGAUCAAUCAAUGGUUGUGAUUAUUGAUGAUAGGGGAGAUGUAUGGCAAUGGGAAAAAAAUUUAAUCAAAGUGGUACCAUAUGAUUUCUUUGUUGGUAUUGGUGAUAUCAAUUCGAGUUUUUUGCCGAAGAAGAAUGGGCAGUUGACGGGACCGAUCAAAAAGAGAAAAUCUGUGGCGAAAUUAGAGGCAGCAGCUGAGUUGAGCAAAGAAGAGGAGGACGAAAAGAAGGAGAAGGCAAAGCUACGAGAAGGUGAAACUAAUGGUGCGCAAGAGCAGGGUCAGGAUAAUGGACCUAAUACAGUGGAUAGAAUCAUUGAAUUGGGUGGUGGUGAAGGAAACACAAACUUGCUAUUGGAACAAUCAAUAACGCGGAAUCAGUCCAUUGAGCAACAGCAACAUGACCGGCCAUUGGCUAAACUACAACAUGAUUUGGAGCAGUUGCAGGAAAAGUCAGAUGGCGAAAAAUCGUCGCAUUCUGAGGAUGGAGAGGAUGAAGACGAGGAGGAGAAUUUGUUAUAUGAUGAUGAUAAUGAGUUGUCGUCGUUGUUGAAGGUGCUAGAUAAUGUUCAUACAGAGUAUUACAACUUGUAUGAUGACACAAAGGCCAAAUUGUAUAGCAUCAAGCCUGAUUUGACCAAAAUAAUACCGCGGAUGAAGAGUCAAUGUUUGCAAGGGGUAACAAUACUAUUUUCGGGAAUCAUACCGUUAGGUGUUAGUAUAGAUUCAGCUGACAUUGUCAUUUGGUGCAAACAGUUUGGAGUCAAAGUUGUAAAUGAGGUACUACCUGAAGUGACUCAUGUUGUAUGUCGUGAUGUUUCACCAGAAUCCGGUCCUACUUUCAAAGCUAGAGUCGCCAAUAAGUUGUACCCUGACUCGAUCAAGAUUGUAAAUCCAGAUUGGUUAUUUUCAUGUUUGAGUACUUGGACGAAAGUUGAUGAGAAAGAUUAUUUGAUCUCCACUUCUGAUCCCAAGUUGUGGUUUGUCAAACCUGGUGAAGUAGAGAAGUAUAAGAAGAGAUUAGAAGAAGCUAAACGGAGGUCUGAUUUGGCUGUGGAUCCGUUGAGCAGUAAUGGCGAUGGAUGGAACCCCGGUCGAUUGAAUUCAAUUGAAGAUUUUGGCUUGGAUGAGGCAGACCAAGAGGUGGAAGAGUUCUUGGCGGGGCUUAGCGAUGAUGAUGAUGAUGAUGAUGACGAUAACGACGACGACGACGACGACGAGGAAGAAGAAGAAGACGAAAUGAAGGCUACAUCUGAUGGCCAAGAUUCGUUUAUCCGUGACAUGUAUAAGAAAAAGAGAACAACUACAGAAGUGGAAAAGGAGGAAGAUGAGGAAGAUGAAAACAACGACCUGCUGAUGGAUGUUGAUGAAAACAAGAAGCGAAAAAUUCAUUCAAGUGGUGAUGGUGAAGAAGAUAUCGAGAAUGAGAUUGAUGACUUGGAGCAAGCAUUAUUAGAUGGUUUUGACGAUUUGGAAGAAUAG
Molecule: messenger RNA, 2379 nt
Organism: Lodderomyces theae
Lineage: Eukaryota; Fungi; Ascomycota; Pichiomycetes; Serinales; Debaryomycetaceae
Product: protein serine/threonine phosphatase
Exons: 1
Coding region: 1-2379 (792 amino acids)
Cellular component (GO): nucleus
Molecular function (GO): RNA polymerase II CTD heptapeptide repeat phosphatase activity
Source: RefSeq, a predicted model, not a curated record